Salvia hispanica is the source of this 2786-nucleotide messenger RNA. RefSeq lists its product as uncharacterized. The record is from RefSeq and is a predicted model, not a curated record. Gene Ontology annotation, molecular function: protein binding. Gene Ontology annotation, cellular component: cytoplasm. Lineage: Eukaryota; Viridiplantae; Streptophyta; Magnoliopsida; Lamiales; Lamiaceae.
UGGCUAUGGCAUCCACAUCGUCCAUCUGUAUACACAUAUAGCAACCUUCAUUGACGCACUCUUCGUAUAAUUCCUUCCUUUCUGCACAAUAAAUUACACAAAUCACACCGGAUUGUCAGCUAUCUUUCCUUCGUAACAUCAAUUAAUUGAUUUGCCCCAUGUCAUUUUACAUAAUCUACUCCAUUUUCUUUGUUAAAUCCUCAUUUCUCAACUACUCUCGUCGUCCGAUCUGACCCAAAUUUGGUGCUUCCUUAUAAUUCUUACACGGAACCUGAUUUCGUGAGCUUUAACACAACCCCUUGAAUCAAGGCAGUGGUGCAUUUGGUUUUAUUGGAAUAGUGGAACUUUGGAUGAUUGAGUUGGCUUUGCUAGUACCAUAGCAUACUUAGUUCCAGAACUUCCAGUACACCCUUAGACAUGUCGGCUGUUGAUAUAUCCAAAUAUGAACAUAGUCCUGUCCAUAAGGCCAUCAUUUUGAAGGAUUAUGCUGGUCUCAGGAGAAUUAUUGCAGGCCUUCCCAAACUUGCUGAACCAUCUGAGAUACAUACAGAAUCAGUUUCAAUAGCAGAAGAAGCUAAGGCUGAGGCCAUAGCUGCUGUGAUUGAUCGACGUGAUGUCCCUAGCCGAGAAACUCCACUUCAUUUGGCUGUUAAAUAUCGUGAUGAGAUUGCGACGGAGAUGCUUAUGCUUGCUGGUGCAGAUUGGAGCUUGCAGAAUGAUCAGGGUUGGAGUGCAUUACAGGAAGCAGUCUGUAAUAGAGAAGAAGGGAUUGCGAGAAUCAUAGUCAGGCAUUACCAGCCACUGGCCUGGGCGAAAUGGUGCAGAAGGCUGCCUCGGUUGAUUGGGACAAUGCGAAGGAUGAGAGAUUUUUAUAUGGAAAUCACAUUUCAUUUUGAGAGCUCAGUUAUCCCUUUCAUAUCAAGAAUUGCCCCUUCUGAUACUUACAAAAUUUGGAAGAGGGGUGCAAAUUUAAGGGCUGAUAUGACUUUGGCUGGCUUUGAUGGUUUCAGAAUACAACGAUCUGAUCAGAGUAUUCUUUUCCUUGGUGAUGGCUCUGAGGAUGGUCAAGUUCCUCCAGGUUCACUAUGCAUGAUUUCACACAAAGACAAAGAGGUAAUGAAUGCUUUGGAUGGUGCUGGUGCUCCAGCAACCGAUGCAGAAGUGCAGCAAGAAGUUACUGCAAUGUCUCAGACCAAUAUAUUCAGGCCUGGAAUUGAUGUGACUCAAGCAGUUCUUUUACCUCAAACAACAUGGAGGAGAGUAGAGAAAACAGAAAUGGUGGGACCCUGGAAAGCUAAAGUUUAUGAUAUGCACAAUGUGGUUGUUAGUAUCAAAUCAAGAAAGGUGCCUGGGGCCAUGACAGAUGACGAGUUAUUUAGUUCUUCUGGCAAUGAGAAUGAAACAGAGAAUGAGCUUGAUGAUGUCUUGACAGAGGAAGAAAGAAGGCAACUUGAGGUUGCUCUUAAGAUGGACUCAUCAGAUUUGGGCAACGAAAAUGGUGAUGACAUCAUACCACACCGUCAUAGUUGUUAUGACCACAGGGAUAUAUCCAUCGAGGACAUAGACAGUUGUAGGAAUGGAGAAGUUAAGCAAGAAAAGAAAGGAUGGUUCAAUGGAUGGAGGAGAAGGGAAAAUAAGCCGGUCGAUGAGAAAAAAGUUGCUCCCCCUAGAAGCUCUUUGUCUGUGGAAGAUAAAGUUAGUGAUUUUCUAGAGGACUCUCCUAGAAGUCAAAAUAGGACAGGUAGGCACUCUGUCGAAGUGGUCGUGAAACGGGAUGAUCAUCGGAGAGGAAAAGACUCUAAAGCUUCUUCAUCUACAAGUACUGACAGUGGAACUCGAAGAAAGGAUGCAACUCGGGAAAAUGAGUAUAAAAAAGGUUUAAGGCCCGUUCUUUGGCUUUCUCCAGAUUUUCCAUUACGAACUGAAGAACUCUUGCCACUGCUCGACAUUUUAGCUAACAAGGUCAAAGCUAUAAGACGAUUAAGGGAGUUAUUCACUACAAAACUACCAAAGGGGACCUUUCCUGUGAAGGUUGCUAUUCCAGUAGUUCCUACUGUAAGAGUCAUAGUUACAUUUACAAAGUUUGAAGAGUUGCAGCCACUAGAUGAGUUUUCAACUCCCCCUUCAAGUCCAACUGGUGUUGGCAAGGAGAGCCCUAUGGCGCAAUCUUCAAGUUCGUCUUGGUUCCAGUGGAUAAAAUCUCCAUAUCAACGGCCCAGUUCUUCUGCUGGUGGGUCUAGCAGCAGGAUUGAUAAUCUUCAAGAUCCAUUUGCAAUUCCUUCCGAGUAUUCAUGGAUCACCGCUGAAGCAAAGAAGAAAAAGAUGCAGGAAAGGAGCAAAUCUAAGAAAUCAAAAAUUCCAAAGUAGUCUUCUUGACAAUAUCGCUCUGGGAUAGAUCAUCUUGCUGAAAGUCCAGUUCAGUUACUUAGACGAACAACAGAUUGCAUUGCAUCGGGGUAAGAAUAUCAUCGUUGGUUGUUUUAAUAGUUUGACUCUGUUAUAUCAUUGUGGGGGGUUUAUAGAAGUAUGAAUCUGUGAUUCUUGUAACCAUAAAGACCGAUGUUUCAUGUUUGGGCGGACAGUCUACCAUUCUCAUUUGGCACGACUUUUCGAUCCAUGAACAUUUCAGUUGAGCAUCUUUACUAACAGAUUGAAGGAUAUUGUAUAUUCGUUGAGUCUAUCACUAUCAUUUCUUAAUUGUUUCCUUGCAGUUUGAGAAAUCAGUGCUGUAAUUGCUCUGUUUUUAUUUAAAGAAAGUGAACAGCAGAUUGUCGUUAUUUGUUUCA